CUUUUAUUUUGAAACGUGCAACUUCCGGAUGACGUCCGUGUUUAUGAUUGAACGUGUUUACGUUGCAUUUCAAAACAAUCACGAUAAUAUCUUCCAGUCAGAGAUUUAUUUACAGCAAAUAAUUACUGUGUUUGUAACUUAGAUGGUCCAGUAGAGUGUGCUGAAGACUCCAGCCCCUUCUCUUCCUUUCCCUUUGACCCAGACCCUUAUAAUGUGGCCCCUCUGCACCUAUCAUCAACUGCUAGCUUUCCUCCUCACCUUCCUCAGCUAUGUCCUGCUUCACUCGUCACGUAAGACUUUUAGUAAUGUGAAAGUUAGCAUCUCAGCACAAUGGACCCCGUCGGGAUUGCAGCAGAAUGGCAGCUCUGUAGCUUUGUCUCCUGGAGUGACAUGGGAGGAUAACAAACUGUUUGCUGAUGUGGGGGAGGCUACUUUGUUUUUGGGUGCUCUGGACUCAAUCUUUCUCUUCUCUUAUGCUGUGGGUUUGUAUAUCAGCGGGGUGAUUGGGGAUCGGUUCAACCUCCGCUAUGUUCUGUCAUUCGGUUUAUGUGGAUCUGCAAUCACGGAAUUUAUUUUUGGCACUUUGACAGAAUGGCUUCACUUUUAUAAUGUGUACUUUUAUUGCGUUUUGUGGGUGAUAAAUGGACUUCUGCAAUCUACAGUUUGGCCCUGUGUGGUCGCCAUCAUGGGCAACUGGUUUGGGAAAUCUGGCCGAGGCUUUGUGUUUGGACUGUGGAGUGCAUGUGCAUCUGUGGGGAAUAUUCUGGGUGCGUUUCUUGCCUCCAGUGUCCUGAAGUAUGGCUAUGAGUAUGCUUUCCUCGUGACAUCAGUGGUGCAGUUUGCGGGUGGUGUGGUGGUGUUUUUUGCCCUGCUCACAUCCCCAAAAGAAAUUGGACUAAGUGACCCCUCUGAGACAGGUCUGAGAUCAGUGACAAGAGACUCAGACAGUCAGCGCCCUCUGAUGAGUGAUGAUGAAGAUGAGUUAUGUGAGGAAUACUCCUCCAUUCAGCAGCAGGAAGAGGAACCUGAACCACAGCCCAAAGCCAUCGGCUUCCUACAGGCCUUCUGCUUGCCUGGAGUCCUUCCCUAUUCCCUGGCUUAUGCAUGUCUGAAGCUGGUCAACUACUCUUUCUUCUUCUGGCUGCCAUUUUAUCUCAGCAAUAACUUCGGCUGGAAGGAAGUUCAGGCCGACCGACUAUCUGUGUGGUAUGAUGUGGGAGGAAUUGUUGGAGGAACAGUACAAGGCUUGAUCUCCGAUCUUUUAGGAAAGCGAGCUCCUGUGUUGGUAGUCAGUUUGCUGCUGGCCAUGGGAGCAUUAGUGGGAUACAGCCACUCUCCAAAUGACCAGAUUGUGAAUGGAGCUCUACUAGCAACGACAGGUUUCCUUAUUGGAGGCCCAUCAAACAUGAUCAGUUCAGCAAUCUCUGCAGAUUUAGGCCGACAGGAGGCGCUGCAGAACAGUCAGCAGGCUCUGGCCACAGUCACAGGAAUCGUGGACGGCACAGGCAGCAUUGGAGCUGCGGCGGGACAGUACCUGGUGUCGCUUAUUGAGAGCAAAUUUGGAUGGAUGUGCGUCUUCUAUUUCUUCAUAGUCAUGACAGGGUGCAGCGUGCUCUUCAUCAUUCCACUCCUCUUCCGUGAAAUGCGCUCCUUAUGCCGAGACAGUCAAGCUCGUACACAUCAGCUCUGAGGUCAUUCGGGUGACUUCUUUUGCCUGUGUCUUCAUUGAAAAUCUGACAUUUUGAAAAUACAGACUUGCUUUUGCUGCACCUCUUAUUUAAGAAUGUUUUUUUCCCCCUGAAAACAGAAACCUCAUAUUUAAUCUGACUACUCUACAUCAAGGCAUUGUUCAGACAGGCAGCAAUUCUGUGUUUAUUUUUCCUGUAUUCUCAGCAAACAAGAAUAAACCUAUCCUCAAGUAAUUUCAUUUAUGAAGACAGUGAAUGGUACUUAAGGUCUGUUUCUGUUUUAUUUCAGUGUAUUGCUGUGCCUGUACUUUUUUUUUUUUUUAAUUCUAAUUUUAUUAUUGUUAAAGGGCAGGGCCCUCUUGAGUUUAAUUUAUGGUGAUUAUUGCCUGAUUGAAUUGUUGUAUUGAAUGGGUUGUAAUUUGUGUUAAAUAUGCACCAAUUUUUUAAUUCACAUUAAAAACACUCAGUUACACUUUAGUAUCACAUAUGUGAAGUGUAUAAUGGAAUUUUUAAAUGUAACACUGCAGUUCAGCAAUUUGGUGUUUUGUUUCGUUUCAACUAUUUGAACCUGUGCAGGUAUUGCUUGAAUGUUUGAAUUAUGUGAUCCAUUGUUCCUGCAUAUAUACCUGUAUAUAAGUAACAACAAAUUCAGGCAAACAACAAGAUCAAUGUCGAAAUAUUGAUUCAGUCAAAGAUUGAUUAACAGUUUUUGACUGUUUUUACUGAGUUGUAUGUCAAUGCUAACAUUCAGUAAAGUGCACAAACUCAUCUUG
This is a messenger RNA of Pimephales promelas (fathead minnow), 2461 nucleotides long. The record is from RefSeq and is a predicted model, not a curated record. NCBI's taxonomy places the organism in Eukaryota, Metazoa, Chordata, Actinopteri, Cypriniformes, Leuciscidae.